Molecule: messenger RNA, 189 nt
Organism: Clunio marinus
Lineage: Eukaryota; Metazoa; Arthropoda; Insecta; Diptera; Chironomidae
Source: the annotation of a GenBank genome assembly
AUGCUUGGUGUUCUUGAAAGUCAAAUGUUAAGUGUCAAGAAGUCAAGAAAAGCCACACCAUCACCACAUCCAUUGCUGCCCACUUUUUUUGUGCGUCACCAGGGACAAACUUCAUGUUAUGAGGAGAUAAAGAAUAAUGGAGAUUCUCACCAUCAUCAUCAUAAAUUGGUGCUGUUCAGGGCAAAAUAA